Messenger RNA from Pipistrellus nathusii (Nathusius's pipistrelle), 1302 nucleotides. The record is from the annotation of a GenBank genome assembly. Lineage: Eukaryota; Metazoa; Chordata; Mammalia; Chiroptera; Vespertilionidae.
AUGCCGCCGCCUCAGAAGAAGCGCUGGGAGUCCAUGGCCAAGGGGCUGGUGCUGGGCGCGCUCUUCACCAGCUUCCUGCUGCUGCUGUACUCGUACGCGGUCCCCCCACUGCACCCCGACCUGCCGUCCACGACCCCGGAGGGCACCCCAUCCUGCUCCCCGGCCCCGGAUGAGUCUGAGACGACGGCGGCGGCCACCAACGGCUCCUGGUCCGCCAACGGCUCCUCCCCGGGAGGCUGCCGGCCGCGGCGGGACAUCGUGUUCAUGAAGACGCACAAGACGGCCAGCAGCACGCUGCUCAACAUCCUCUUCCGCUUCGGCCAGAAGCACGGGCUCAAGUUCGCCUUCCCGAGCGGCCGCAACGACUUCGCCUACCCGGCCUUCUUCGCGCGCCGCCUGGUGCAGGGCUACCGGCCGGGCGCCUGCUUCAACAUCAUCUGCAACCACAUGCGCUUCCACUACGACGAGGUGCGCGGGCUGGUGGCGCCGGGCGCCGCCUUCAUCACGGUGCUGCGCGACCCGGCGCGCCUGUUCGAGUCCUCCUUCCACUACUUCGGCUCGGUGGUGCCGUCCACGUGGCGGCGGCUGCGGGGCCGCGCGGACAAGCUGGCCGCCUUCCUGCGGGAGCCCCACCGCUACUACGACCCGCGCGGCCUCAACGCGCACUACCUGCGCAACCUGCUCUUCUUCGACCUGGGCUACGACAGCGGCCUGGACCCGCGCAGCCCGCGCGUGCAGGAGCACAUCCUGGAGGUGGAGCGCCGCUUCCACCUCGUGCUGCUGCAGGAGUACUUCGACGAGUCCCUCGUGCUGCUCAAGGAGCUGCUGUGCUGGCAGCUGGAGGACGUGCUCUACUUCCGCCUCAACGCGCGCCGCGCCCCGGCCGCGCCGCGCCUCUCGGCCGAGCUCUACCGCCGCGCCACCGCCUGGAACGUGCUGGACGCGCGCCUCUACCGCCACUUCAACGCCAGCUUCUGGCGCCGCGUGGACGCCUUCGGCCGCGAGCGCAUGCGCCGCGAGGUGGCCGCCCUGCGCCGCGCCAACGAGCGCAUGCGCCGCAUCUGCAUCGACGGCGGCCGCGCCGUGGACGCCGCCGCCAUCCGCGACGCCGCCCUGCAGCCCUGGCAGCCGCUCGGCGCCAAGUCCAUCCUGGGCUACAACCUCAAGCAGAGCAUCGGCCGGCGCCACGCGCAGCUCUGCCGCCGCAUGCUCACGCCCGAGAUCCAGUACCUCAUGGACCUCGGCGUCAACCUGUGGGUCACCAGGCUCUGGAAGGCCGUGCGCGACUUCCUGCAGUGGUGA